CCCGUUCAUGGCCCCUCCGGACUCGGCCCCUGCGCCCGGGGCCCGGGCCCAGCCCCGUUGCGCCAUGCCCGCGUCGGGCGCGCCCUGGCCCGCGCCCCGCCGCCGCCGCCCCCCGGCUCCCGCGUCGCCCCAUAACCCGGGCCGCACUGCGCGCCGCCCGCAGCGGCCCUGAGCACCUAUCCCCGCACGCUGCCUGGGAACCGAAGCGCAGAAGCGCGCGCGCCUGGAAGCGAGACCCAGAGAAGGAGCGGGAAGCAGAGCGCAGCCGCCGCCGGGCCCUGCGCGCCCCGGGAGCGCAGCGCGGCCCUGCCCGCGGGCUCCGGGUGUCCGCGGGGCGGCGCCGCGGAACAUGACGGCGCCCUGGGCGGCCCUCGCCCUUCUCUGGGGAUCGCUGUGCGCCGGUUCCGGGCGAGGGGAGGCAGAGACUCGGGAGUGCAUCUACUACAACGCCAACUGGGAGCUGGAACGCACCAACCAGAGCGGCCUGGAGCGCUGCGAGGGGGAGCAGGACAAGCGGCUGCACUGCUAUGCCUCGUGGCGCAACAGCUCAGGCACCAUCGAGCUGGUGAAGAAGGGCUGCUGGCUAGAUGACUUCAAUUGCUACGACAGGCAGGAGUGUGUGGCCACCGAGGAGAACCCCCAGGUGUACUUCUGCUGCUGUGAGGGCAACUUCUGCAACGAGCGCUUCACCCACUUGCCGGAGCCUGGGGGCCCAGAAGUCACGUACGAGCCACCCCCGACAGCCCCCACCCUGCUCACGGUGCUGGCCUAUUCGCUGCUGCCCAUUGGAGGCCUCUCUCUCAUCGUCUUGCUGGCCUUCUGGAUGUAUCGACAUCGGAAGCCUCCCUAUGGCCACGUGGACAUCCAUGAGGUGAGGCAGCGCCAGCGUGGGGCGGGGAGAAGGGAUGGCGGUGCAGACUCCUUGAAGCCCUUGCUUUUCCAGGACCCAGGGCCUCCGCCCCCAUCCCCUCUGGUGGGCCUGAAGCCACUGCAGUUGCUGGAGAUCAAGGCUCGUGGUCGCUUCGGCUGCGUUUGGAAGGCUCAGCUCAUGAACGACUUUGUGGCUGUGAAGAUCUUCCCACUUCAGGACAAGCAGUCGUGGCAGAGCGAACGGGAAAUCUUCAGCACACCCGGCAUGAAGCACGAAAACCUGUUGCAGUUCAUUGCUGCGGAGAAACGAGGCUCCAACCUGGAGGUGGAGCUGUGGCUCAUCACAGCCUUCCACGACAAGGGCUCCCUCACGGAUUACCUCAAGGGGAACAUCAUCACGUGGAACGAGCUGUGCCACGUGGCAGAGACGAUGUCACGAGGCCUCUCGUACCUGCACGAGGAUGUGCCGUGGUGUCGUGGCGAGGGCCACAAGCCUUCUAUCGCCCACAGGGACUUCAAAAGCAAGAAUGUGCUACUGAAGAGCGACCUCACUGCGGUGCUGGCCGACUUUGGCCUGGCUGUUCGGUUUGAGCCCGGGAAGCCUCCAGGGGAUACCCAUGGACAGGUCGGCACCAGACGGUACAUGGCCCCUGAGGUGCUGGAGGGAGCCAUCAACUUCCAGAGAGACGCCUUCCUGCGUAUCGACAUGUACGCCAUGGGCCUGGUGCUGUGGGAGCUCGUCUCUCGGUGCAAGGCCGCAGACGGGCCUGUCGAUGAGUACAUGCUGCCCUUCGAGGAGGAGAUUGGCCAGCACCCUUCACUGGAGGAGCUUCAGGAGGUGGUGGUCCACAAGAAGAUGCGGCCCACCAUUAAGGAUCACUGGCUGAAGCACCCGGGCCUGGCCCAGCUCUGCGUGACUAUCGAGGAGUGCUGGGACCACGAUGCAGAGGCUCGCCUUUCUGCAGGCUGUGUGGAGGAGCGGGUAUCCCUGAUCAGGAGGUCGGUCAACGGCACUACCUCGGACUGUCUCGUCUCUCUGGUGACCUCCGUCACCAAUGUGGACCUGCUCCCUAAAGAGUCCAGCAUCUAAGCCCGGGGACACUAGUGUCUCUCCAGACUCAGUGGAUCUGAAGAAAAAAAAAAAGGAAAAAAAAAGUUGUGUUUUGUUUUGGAAAUCCCAUAAAACCAACAAACACAUAAAAUGCAGCUGCUAUUUUACCUUGACUUUUAUUAUUAUUAUAAUUAUUAUAAUUAUUAUUAAUAUUAUUUUUGGAUUGGAUCAGUUUUUACCAGCAUAUUGUUCUACUGUAUCGCAAACAGCGGACACGUCAGCAGGCGUUGAGGUGCUGAGCUGUGAACGCAGAAGCGGCGCCCUGCUGAAGAGCCUCAGCCACCUCCUGUCCCGCGGGAUUCUUUCCCCAUGCUUUCUCUUUGUUGUCUCAGAAUCUGUAACACAAAGAAACUCGUCUCCUGUCUUAGGAAACUCAAUGCUGCAGUUCUCUACGAGAGGAACCUUUGAAGACUGUUAACACGGACACACCCUUCCUCCGAAGAGGGUCCCCCCACCCCCGCCCCUUUAUUUUACGUUUCUCCCAUUUCAGGCCGUGAGCGUAGGAAACGGCAGACGCGUCUUCACGGGUGUCACGGUGCCGUCCUGACCCAACGACAGGGAGACAAGAUGGGGGGGGCUAGUCUGAGGCUGGAGGGGAGGCCGACGCCUCUGGGCAGGGUGUGGAGCAGAGAUACACUGGACUUGGGCACAUUUGAAGCAACACCCUUGGCUGUGGAGGCUGCUUUCUCAGGUAACAAGGGAUUGAGGGCAAGGACUUUGUGGAGGCCAAGCAGUAAUAAUAGCAAGCACAGGAUUUGGAGAAAGUCCAAGAGCAGGGGCCAGGCUGCCCCACCUGCCCCGUUUCUUCCCACUGCCGGCGGAGAAGACACAGCUUUGCUCUCCUAUUAGGACCAGGUGAGGGCUUGGCAGUUUAUGACACUGUAGAUCUCUUUCAUGGAGGAAAUACCGACCUGCAGUUUCCUCUUGGCCGUUUGGGGAGAUGCCUGUGGUGUCCCUUGCCCAGCGUGGAUGGGCCAGAGGAUCCCGUGGGGACCUUGCCAGCCUGUGGCUGUGGCUUGGCCCCAUGCGGUGUGCGUGGCAUUACCGGCUCCUUUCUAAGGCUGGUGGACGCGGCUUUCUCCAGACCCUUUAAAGUGGUGCAUAUUCUAAAACUGUGUUUCUCUCACGCCAUGACCUUGCUCCGGACAGUGAAUGUUCCUAAUGCUGCUGUUUCGACAUUGGAAUUUUUUUUUUAUUUAUGAAACAUGCUAAAUUUUUUUUUCUUCAGACAGAACACACACAUCCACAUAUAUAUUAUAAACAUGCUUUGCUGUGUGGCUUCCGAGGUUUAAAUUUUAAAAAGUUAAAGAAGUUAACUUCACGACCACAGAACCACCUCAAACCAGAAAUACCUCAGAAUUUUCUACUUGUGUAUGUUUUAUUAAUUAUAUAUUUUGUUAGUUGUGUUGUCUUGUAGGAAGUAUAUUUUAAUGUAAGUUUGACUUUUAUGACAAGGAAGUUUAAAAGAAAUAGAGAAAAAAUAAGAAAAAAAAAGUUUGUGUCUCCUAGUCAGUACCGUCUUCGUUUGAUAAAAGCUCCCUUGUAAAUAAUUGGCGUCAGCUGUAGGUCGGCUGUCUGGGUGGAGUCAGGCGUUCAUCACUCUGGUUUAGACUGUAUCAUUUAAAUUGCACAUCUCCUGACUUUGAGGGUAAGUAGGCCGCUUCCUCCAGAUUGCUUAGAGGUCCUCUGGGUGGCCCUCGGAACAACACGCCCACUCGGAACCUGGUGGUAGCACCGCCCUCAGGCCCACCCGAGGUGACUGUACUUGACACUAAAUUCUCUCAGCAGCAGGCAAGUGUGUCUAGGGGGGGGACACAAGUACAUCUGGGGGGUGUAUGGCCGGGCGCCCACUCCCUCAGCACGGUGUGUGUGGUGCCCUGCCCGGGGCGUCCGGGGUUGGCUCUUUUCUGCGGGUGUUUGUGCACUGCGUGCUGAGGAAGGCCAGCUGGCUCACCUCCUCUCACACCUUGGUCUUUGUUUCUGUAGGUCAGUGUGGGCUGGCUGAGGAGUUAGGGGAUGCGGCCUCUUGUUUCUUCAAGCUCUGUCUGACCCUCCCUCCCUUCCUCCCCAUCUGAUUUUGUGCCGUGGUAUUUUCUUGUCUCGGGAAUACUUGCCGCUGGAUAACAAGUCUUAGAGUAGUUAUUUCCUUUUCCAUUCUUUUCUUUAAGGAGCUUUAAGUAUUUAUUGAAAGUGCCAUAUAUCUCCUUUCUUUAGCUUUCUCCUCAGGCAGUGGGGGACACCUCUACUUCUGACCCUUAACAAACCAACCACUAAGGAAUGUAGCUCUUUCUCUACAGGAGUGGCCCAGUCACCAGUCACAUACCGGGCCAAACACUAAACCCAGCUCCUCCUCUGUGUGAUCUUAGGACCCUGGGUGGUUUUUCUCUUGUGUUGUUGGUUGUCAGAGCAUCCUGGCCUGGCUGAGCUCUGGUGUGGGACAUCCCAGUGAACCCUGUGUCCAGUCUCAGCAGUGUCCUUGUCAGACCUUCUUGUCAGAAUGGAUCGACAAGAUGAGGUUCUUGUUUGGUGUGGCCAGGAAAGGGGGGAGUUUGAGUGCUGGUGUCUCUGAAUAGGGGCUGUACACUGCCUCUUGCCUUCAGGUAACACACCCAGCUGCUCAUAGCUGGAAGGUGGGCGACAUUCCAGGGUGUGGCCCGGAAACUUAACUUCCUUCCUCCCUCCCCUCCCCUUCUUUCCUUCCUGUCUCCCUUCUUUUCCUUCUUUCUCCCUUCUUGUGCCCAGUUGAGUCCCGGGGCCUCUGCCUCGCACUUGCCCACACUUGUAUCUCUUCCCCUCUCCCUUAAGCUUUCUUGAAGACCGAGGAAGUCCCUGUGGGUGGGAAAGGAUGAGACUUGUCAGGGGAGAGAAAUAGCUAGGGGUACUUCUUCCUUCUCUCACUCCAAACAGGCUCCCUUGACUACAGGCCUUGGCAGGGAGUGUCCUGGUUGAUGCCGGUGACAGCGAAAAGUCACCUGUUUCUGGAAAUGUCUGUGAGUCAGAGAGAGACAAAUCGAGUGAAGAUAUGCUUACUGACAAGGUUGCCAAGGGAGGCUGUCAGCUUUCUUUAGCAUAUGGACUAGCUUGGGCUAGCCUGCGCUGGCCUGGUACCAUAGACACCAGACGCAGGGAGAAGUGCUGGACCUUCUGCUCACAUAUUCACAGCAAAGGGUGUCUCUUUUGCUUGCCACUGGGCUCCCAGGCUUGCUGGGCUGGCCGUCUGGACAAGGCUUGAGCUGCCUCCAGCAAGGCGUGUGAUCCUGUCUGCUCUGGUCUCCCUUCAUCCCUGGCAUUGACCGUGCCUUUGACCCUCUGCCCUAGGGCUUAGGCUGUGUGAAGGAUUUUUCCUGGUGGCCAGCCUCCAUAGGUAUUUAAUGGUUGCCCUGUGCUCUUUGGCUCAGAGAACCUGUCAUGUGGUGGUUCCUAUGCUCAGCCACUGAGGCAGAGACGUGACUGUCCCAUCUCGAGCUGGACGGCUGGAUGGCUCUCUCACACACAGAACUUUACCUUUGUAGUGUGUGUGAAGUUCCUGGUGCAUCCCGGUGGAUAGGAGACGGUCCUGAUUGCGUUCCCUAAGUAACUAAUAGAGUAACAGCUUGUUGCACUGUAAGUUGAGGUCCUGCCGUUGUUCUUAGGAUGUGGUUCAUUAGACUAGUCCCUGACUCUGAGGAGUUUCCAGGUCACUCUGCUUGGUCCCCAGCAUCAGCUAUUGCAUCUUUUUUUGGGCUUUUGACAACACAGCUUUGGAAAUGAUCAAGCCUGGUCCACAUUCCGGGCAGGACUAGUGAGGACUAUUGUCCCAAAAGUGUGGUGUGCCCUCACUAACAGGAAGUGCCAGGAAGGGACGGUGUCCCAGGGGUCCCUUUCUCUCAGCUUGCGUGACAUGAAUUUCCUUCACCCUAGGCUGUUUGUAAAGGCUAAAUUGAUACAUACUUGACAGCUAGCUUGUCCAGCCUUAAAUGGUGAUGAGCUUAAAUCUCAACUAACAGUAUUUUAGAUAAGUAGGCCCAGUAACUCAGGAAUCUAGAUACUAAACUCUUCAUGCAUUCAAGAUUAAAAAUGCCUAGUUCUUUACACACAGGUCUGGGUAGUUGGUUUGUAGCCAGCAGCCCUCCUGUGAAUGUACCCCAGACCUUUAGAAAAACAUGGAAGAAAUUGAUUUUUUGAGAUACUAAUUUAGUUUUAUAGGAAAAAGAAACUGAAGGUCAAAACACUCCCUUAGGAAUCAACUAGUUGGUUCAACCACAUUAGGAAAGAAAGAAAGAAAGAAAGAAAGAAAGAAAGAAAGA
Molecule: messenger RNA, 6267 nt
Organism: Apodemus sylvaticus (European woodmouse)
Lineage: Eukaryota; Metazoa; Chordata; Mammalia; Rodentia; Muridae
Gene: Acvr2b
Product: activin A receptor type 2B
Exons: 10
Coding region: 350-1960 (536 amino acids)
Biological process (GO): cellular response to growth factor stimulus; activin receptor signaling pathway; protein phosphorylation
Cellular component (GO): plasma membrane; activin receptor complex
Molecular function (GO): activin receptor activity; activin binding; ATP binding
Source: RefSeq, a predicted model, not a curated record